Molecule: messenger RNA, 1727 nt
Organism: Ruditapes philippinarum (Manila clam)
Lineage: Eukaryota; Metazoa; Mollusca; Bivalvia; Venerida; Veneridae
Product: signal recognition particle 14 kDa protein-like
Exons: 5
Coding region: 133-459 (108 amino acids)
Biological process (GO): SRP-dependent cotranslational protein targeting to membrane
Cellular component (GO): signal recognition particle, endoplasmic reticulum targeting
Molecular function (GO): endoplasmic reticulum signal sequence receptor activity; 7S RNA binding
Source: RefSeq, a predicted model, not a curated record
AUGUCACUAAAUGAUUUGACAAUAUUCGGAACAAAGUUUUCGUUUGAUAUCUUCAUAAGUUAUCGGCCAACUCAAUUGUCCGAGAUAAGGUAAAUAGUACGGGAGAAUCUACACAUCACAGUCGCAUUAAAAAUGGUUUUAUUAGAGAAUGAUACGUUCCUUACUGAGCUCACAAAGAUGUUCCAGAAAGCCAGGAAUUCAGGAACAGUAACUCUGACCAUGAAGAGAUAUGAUGGGAGAACAAAACCAAAGCCAAGGAAGGGAACUAUUGCUGAUCCUACAGAGUUUAAAUGUUUAGUGAGAGCUUCACUUGGAAAUAAAAAAUUAAGCACUGUAAUUAGUCAAAAAGAUGUUAACAAAGUACAGAUGGCAUAUUGUAAUCUACUGAAGGGUAAUAUGGACGGUUUAAAGAAAAGAGACAAGAAAACAGGAAAAUCUAAAGUGAAAGCUACACAGUGAUAUUGUAUAGUGACAUUUGUGAUACAUUUGACGGUUAUUGACAUUCAGACCAGGCAGACUGUAUUCUGAUAUUUUCAAACAAAGUCAGACAUUUAAAACAUUCUGUAUUGUACAUGUAUUGUUAAAUUUGUUAACAUUAGUGUUUAUUCAUUUUUACACCUGGUAUAUACAGUCACAUUCUUUCAAGUCAGCCUGGCUCUGUUUUUGGUUUUGCACAAAAAAUGUGACUAUAAGUCAAAACAUAUUGUUAUGCUAGUGCUGAUUCAGAUAGCUGGAACAGAAAACAUUUAUGUAAACUGUUAGUAGAGGUUUUUAGAUAUCAAACGAAAACAGAAAAAAAAAAUGUUUUAUUAUGCAGAUAAAUACAUUGCUGUUCUGCCAUAUUUGUAAUAUCUAAAUGUAAUGUUUUGAGAAAUAGAUUUAAAUAACUUGUGGUUUAUCUGAGGAUGAAAUUGUAGUGGUAUUUAUGUAUAUUAGUCAUCAGCUUCAAAUUGUCAUACUGUUAAUAAUGACAUAUAUAUACAUGUACAAGGUAACAUUUAUUUUGGCAUAAUGUACAUACAUUAUAAUAUAACAACUUGUAGUGAAAAAAAACAACAAAACACUACACCAUGUACACAGUCUCCAUGGUAUUCACACAAACACAAGGGGUAACAUAUAUAUGAUAAACUCUGAAUUCCUUUUUGACUUAGAACAUUGCCUUUUUCUAAAAAAAAAAAAAACCAACAAAAAAAAGCUUCAAACUUGUAUUUGCAUAAUUAUUCUCCUUUUCUGUGUUGAUUUAUUGAAUGAUCUAGCUCUGAGAAAAGUGUGGCAAGCUGUCUGCAAACAGAUCUUGUGCAAACAGAUCUUGUUAUUUACUUGUAUUAUGUAGUGCAUAUAAGAUAACCACUUGCCCCUCACAGCUGCAGGUUCGAAUCUCGUCUGGGACUUUGCAUUCUGUUCAUUUGAAGAAGCUAUCCUGCUAGCUUUCAGAAUGUCUGGAAUUCUACUCAGAUGCCCUCUUGUGUCUGAAAUAAUGCAUGGAGGGGCCCUGAAACAAACAAAAGUGAUAAAAUAGGAAAUUAGUACAAAUAAUGAUUAAGUUAAAUUUUUUGACUGGUAAUUUCUUUUGCAUAGAGGUUUUGGUUUGAUGAAUAAAAUGUUAACGCACCUGUACAUGUAUGCCAUAUUUUCCUAAUAUUAAAAACAUUAUUGAAUAUUACAAUAAUUAAUAUUUCAUUUCAUAUUAAUAUGUUUAUCUGUGCAACAUUAAAUAUUAAAAUUUA